Molecule: messenger RNA, 294 nt
Organism: Eimeria mitis
Lineage: Eukaryota; Apicomplexa; Conoidasida; Eucoccidiorida; Eimeriidae
Exons: 1
Coding region: 1-294 (97 amino acids)
Source: RefSeq, a predicted model, not a curated record
AUGUUCUUUGGCGCUAGCAUCAGCAAGAAAGCGUUCGAGUUGCUGCUGCUGCUGCAGCAGCUUUCUUUGUCUUGCUUUUUCCCGCUGCUGCAGCAAAAAGGGGAGAUACGAUUCCUCGUAUUCAGCCCGCAGCUUCUGCAGACAGCCCCACAUCUUAUCCAUACCCUGCAGCAGCAGCAGCAGCAGCAGCAGCAGCAGCAGCAACAGCAGCAGCAGCAGCAGGAGCAGGAGCAGCAGCAGCAGCAGCAGCAGCAACAGCAGCAGCAGGAGCAAGAGAAACAUCAGGAACAUUAA